CGGCCGGGUGUCUGUCCGGCGGCUCGGCCCGGCGGCAGCUCAUGGCGGACAUGGGGCGGCGCGGCGGGGCCGGCCCGGCCCUGGGGCUGGCGGCGCUGGUGGCAGCGGCCUGUGUCGCUGGUGUAUGGGGUGGUGAAUUCAGUAUCUUACGAUCWCCUCAGUCAGUUGCUUUCCGGGAUGGAAGUUGGCCGAUUCCUGGAGAGCGGAUCCCAGAUGUUGCUGCGUUGACCAUGGGCUUUUCUGUUGAAGAAGACCUCCCCUGGCCUGGGCUGGGAGUGGGUGAUCUGUUUCACCGACCACGAGCCACUGUGCUGGUGACAGUGAAGGGCGUGGACAAGUUGCCUGUGAAGGGGUUUUCCUACCCCAUUGAGAAUGCCGUUCCUUUCAGUCUGGACAGYGUUGCAAAUGCCAUUCAUACUCUGUUCUCUGAGGAGACACCUGUGGUGUUACAGCUUGCCCCCAGUGAGGAGAGAGUGUACAUGGUGGGCAAGGCCAACUCCGUGUUUGAGGAUCUCUCUGUCACACUGCGCCAGCUGCGGAACCGCCUGUUCCAGGACAACUCCAUCCUCAGCUCCCUCCCUCUCAACUCCCUCAGCAGGAACAACGAGGUUGACUUGCUUUUCCUGUCAGAACUUCAAGUCCUACGUGAUAUUGCAAGCCUGCUGUCUCGACACAAGCACUUAGCCAAAGAUCACUCUCCAGACCUGUAUUCCCUGGAACUGUCUGGUUUGGAAGAGGUUGGAAAACGGUAUGGGGAAGACUCUCAGCAGUUCAAGGAUGCCUCUCAAAUUCUUGUAGACUCUUUGCAAAAGUUUGCUGAUGAGAUGUUCAAUUUGUAUGGUGGGAAUGCAGUAGUAGAAGUGGUGGCUGUGAAGGAGUUUAACUCUGCCCUCUCAAGGAAGACUCGCUCCAUUCUCCAGUCUUCACAGCCUGAAAAAGAAAAUCCAUAUAACCUUGCCUAUCCGUAUAACUACGACUACUCUGUCAUCUUCAACAUUAUUCUGUGGAUGAUGAUAGGUCUUGCUUUAGCUGUGAUAGUUAUCUCCUACAACCUCUGGAACAUGGAUCCUGGCUAUGACAGCAUUAUUUAUAGGAUGACAAAUCAGAAGAUAAGAAUGGAUUGAACUGCACUGUAUUUCAGCGUGGGAAGAUGAUGAAGAGCAAGGUCUCCUUUAACCUGUGUGGAAAACAAAUAUUCUGACAUGGUUAAUUGUGGAAGUUUUUUAAAGGUGUAUUUAUUUCUAAGUAUUUUUUUCCCCUCUCAAGACUAUUUUAAAUGUUAGUAGUAGCAUCAGAAUGGGAUUUAGAAGUUGAAAUCUGCUUGUUUAAAAAAUCAAAACAACACUCCCCAGAGUAAUUGUUAUUAAAGUAACAUCAUUCCAUUUUUUUUAUCAUAUAACAUGAGUUUUUGAAAUGCCCUGUACUGCCUGUGCAAACCAGAUAAAUUGAAAUUACGAUAGCAUUUCAAACAUGUUGUCUGAAACUUUAACACUGGAGGAUUAGACAUUAUAGCUAAAUCGUUGUGUUGUAUAUUAUGAACCAGCUGUAAAUGUUUGAUGUAAAUAUUUAUAAUGGUUACAUGUAACUUCAGAGAGGAUGGUAAAUAUUCUUUAGUAAAAUAGUUAAUAGGGAAAUAUUUCUAUCAGACUAGGACUCUAGUAGCACAAAUGGCAUUUUGAUCUCAUGUUGAUGGCUCAGGUGAGCUGUACACAGAAGGAUCACCCCAGAACUUAAUGAUUGGAAGGUCAAUAACACUGCUGUGGCUGGUCUGUACAGUGGAGUCUGGAAAUCCUGAAGUAGCACCAGUCUGGUCAUGGUCUUACAUCACGUACAGUUGAAAGUUCCUGUAAUGAUGCUUCAUGUUCCUUCCAUUUGUGUGGAUGUUAUAAAAAACCCAGUUCUUUUCAAUGAUAAGAGUGGACCAACACUUGAUUUAAGUAUACCUGGAUUAUAGUUCUGCUUCAAUCGUUCAAUAAAACAAAGAACAGUUGUUCUGGAAUGCAUUUAUUCUUUGUGGCUUUGUAGAUGUGGCUAUUUCUGUUUAGUAUUUGUUCAGCUGACCAGAGCAGGUGCUGGCAGCAGCUGAUGUGUGACAGUGGGCCUAAGUCUGAAGUAGUUUAGUUUUAACUGUCCUUCAGAAGAAAGAUUGUCUUGUGUAGAUAUUCCUAAAUGAAAUAAUGAGUGUAGUUAAAACAACUGGUUGAUCUCUGGAUUGGGUCUUUUUUAGAACUACCUCCUUCUUAGAAAUUCAUUUGCUCUUUGGUAAAAGGACAUCUUCCAGACUACAGCAACAUGAAUGGAAACUACUUUUUUUAUCUUGUCCUCUAAUAUGCUUAACUUUACCUGCUAUUAGGAGGUAAUUAUUCCACUUGCAGAAAAGUUGUUCUCACUGAAUUAGUCUCAUUUACUGGGAAUGGCUGAAUUGGUGGCAUUGAAGUCAUUCAUGUCUUGGAGAUCCUGGAUAGUGAUUAAUAUGAAAUUGAGCAAAUUGCAGGGUUGCCUGGGUCCAAGAAAUCCAGUUUGGUAUAUGUUACAAUCACUUGAAAUUAUUUUAAUGGCAUUUAAAGUUAAUCUGGAUGAUUGAUAUCAGUAGAUAGAAAGGAAGAGUUGCACUGGCAGUUUCUCUGACAGGAGUGUAAUUAUUGAACAUUCUGUGAAACACCAUAGCAGUCAAGGGAAGGCUCUCAGCCAGGUGUGAGAAGUAGGACACAGUGAUUAUGUCAAUGA
Messenger RNA from Malurus melanocephalus (red-backed fairy wren), 2727 nucleotides. It is a transcript of the gene ATP6AP2, whose product is annotated as ATPase H+ transporting accessory protein 2. NCBI's taxonomy places the organism in Eukaryota, Metazoa, Chordata, Aves, Passeriformes, Maluridae. The coding region runs from base 42 to 1124 and encodes 360 amino acids. The record is from RefSeq and is a predicted model, not a curated record. Gene Ontology annotation, cellular component: external side of plasma membrane; membrane. Gene Ontology annotation, biological process: positive regulation of Wnt signaling pathway. The transcript has 9 exons. Gene Ontology annotation, molecular function: signaling receptor activity.